AUGGCUGGUCUGAAUUUCGACAUCAUCAAACGGGUCGCGGCCGAUGCUGUGCAGGCAGCCAACUCGCCGUCCGGCCGCUCGACGCUGGCUACGACGGCGGCCGUCGUUCUGGGGCUGGCCACCAUCCCGUGCGUCAACCGGCUGGCGAGCAACUACAGCCUGGGCAACACCCUAUUUGCCAGCACACCGUUGGCCAGCACAGCGCCGGAAUGGUCUGACUGGUCCAAGGAGAUUGUGCUGAUCACGGGCGGCAGCAGCGGCAUUGGGCGGAUCAUGGUACAGGAAUUUGCGCGGCGCGGUGUCAAACUGGUCGUGCUGGACCGGCAGCGGCCGCUCGAGAGCGGCGUCGACGGCCCGUUCCCGGGGCCAGACCAGGGCGUGCACUUCUACGAGUUUGAUCUGACGGCGCCGGACAGCGAGCUGGAAACGCUGGCGGCGCGGAUCCGGCGCGAGGUGGGCGAGCCGACGGUGGUCAUCAACAACGCGGGCAUCGGCCACGGGCUGUCGCUGCUGGAGGCGACCAACGACCAGAUGCGGCUGGUGUUUGCCAUCAACGCCAUUGCGCCGAUCCGCAUCACGCGCGAGUUUUUGCCGAGCAUGAUCCGCAAGAAGCACGGGCACAUUGUCAACGUGGCCAGCAUGGCCAGCUUUGUGACGAUUGCCAGCAACGUCGACUACAGCUGCACCAAGGCCGGGCUGCUGGCGUUCCACGAGGGCCUGACGCAGGAGCUCAAGCACCGGUACAGAGCGCCCGAGAUCCGCACCACCAUUGUCCAUCCGCACUUUGUCAAGACGCCGCUGCUGGGCGCGGCCGCGACCGACUCGGACGCGACCAACUCCGCGCGGUUCCAGGGCGGGCUGCUGGACGCGAACACGGUGGCCAUUGGCGUCGUGAACCAGGUGCUCGCAGGACGCAGCGGCCAGCUUUUCUAUCCGCCCAAGUUCGCCUCGGGCACGCUGAUCCGGGCGAUGCCGACGUGGCUGCAGGAGCACAUCCGUGGCACCUUUGCGACCGUCUUUGUGCGGCCGAUGGCCAUGGGCGAGAAGAAGUAG
This is a messenger RNA of Sporothrix schenckii 1099-18, 1053 nucleotides long. RefSeq names its product short-chain dehydrogenase/reductase 2. Gene Ontology annotation, molecular function: oxidoreductase activity, acting on the CH-OH group of donors, NAD or NADP as acceptor. The transcript has a single exon. Lineage: Eukaryota; Fungi; Ascomycota; Sordariomycetes; Ophiostomatales; Ophiostomataceae. The record is from RefSeq and is a predicted model, not a curated record. The coding region runs from base 1 to 1053 and encodes 350 amino acids.